AGCAAGUAAUUGUCGUUUCCAUAGACAGAUGUUUUUUCGCCAAGCAGCAUUCAGUUUUUUCAGAAGCCGAUUUGGCUUCCAAUUGUCUCAACUCUCCCAAAAGAAGAAACUUUGUUAUGGAGGUGGUUUUGAGGAUUAUAAUCGGAGUUUCAAUCACGGUGAUCCUCAUCGUCUGUGGCCUUUUCUCUCUGCAAAUGCAGCAAUAGUUCUGGGAAUAAAUACGAGCCCCAUCUUAGCUAAAGAAGUGUCAACAGAAGAAAAUCUUAAAAAUGUCGCAGAAGGGGCUGACAUAAUUGGACUACAAAAAAUUGAGGAUGGUUCUGUUGUAUCCAAUAUACAUACAUCUAAGUGGAGGGUUUUUACGGAUCAUGCUAGAGAUUUAUUUCUGCAGGGAAAACUGAAAGAAGCUGAAGGGUUCUUCCUUUCUGCGCUGCAAGAAGCAAAAGAAGGAUUUGGGGAGAGAGAUCCACAUGUCGCAUCAGCAUGCAACAAUCUGGCAGAGCUGUAUAGAGUGAUUAAAGCAUUUGAUAAGGCAGAGCCGUUGUAUUUGGAGGCUAUUAAUAUACUAGAGGAAACAGUUGGUCGUGACGAUAUACGAGUCGGUUCUGCCUUGCACAACCUUGGGCAAUUCUACCUAGUGCAGAGGAAGCUGGAAGAAGCUCGCAACUUCUAUGAGCGUGCUCUGAAGAUAAAGGGUCGUGUUCUGGGACUUAGCCAUACAGAUUAUGCAGAUACCAUGUAUCAUCUUGGAAUGGUGCUGUAUCUCCAAGGAAAAGAAAAGGACGCGGAGGCCCUUAUUCUGGAUUCUAUCCGAAUACUAGAGGAACGCGGCCAAGAGGAAUCAAUCUUGUACCUCAGGAGAUUGCGCUAUCUUGCUCAGAUAUAUUUGAAAACAAAUCGCCUUAGGGAGGUCGAGAAUAUACAGAGAAAGAUCCUGCAUACGAUGGAGUUAACAAAGGGAUGGAGUUCGUUGGAGACGAUAAAUGCUGCAGAAGGGUUGGCCCUGACCCUACAAGCAGCGGGGAAUUUAAAGGAAGCACAAGAGCUUCUUGAAAGGUGUCUUGAUGCUCGGAAAACAUUACUUCCUGAUGAUCAUAUUCAGAUUGGUGAAAACAUGCUUCAUAUUGCUAGGUUGGGAAUGCUCAAGGCCAACAGACUAAGAAAGACGGAUACUUCUGAAGCAAUUGCUGAGCUUGAUAGGGCAAAAGAUCGUUUAAAUGAUUCCAUAAGGAUUGCACAAAUUUUUUUGGAUAAAUUGAUGAAACAAAGGGGGAAGAGGCAAAGUGAAUCCGAAGGAGCUAAAAAGAAUGGACGUGAAGCAUUAGUCAUACUGUUGCAAUCAUUUGACGCCCUUGGGUUCUUGGAGAUAACAAAGAAAGAGUUACGGGAGUUGACGCAGGAUGGGCAUUCAUCUGUUGUUGAGGCUGAAAAUGCACUGUUAAGAUGCAUUUCUGCUUACAAAAGAUUUGGGACUGAGAGGUCAAUUUCCGAUGCUCGCGAGGUUAAGGCGGAGUAUCUUUCAUGUCUGAAGCAUCUCGCAAGCUUGAUAAGCGACAAUGCUACUGAUAGGACACAGCAAUCUAGAGGAAUCAAUCUGCAGGACAUCAAUGAAGAAAUAAAGCGUCUCGAAGCUGAAGUUUCUCCUCGUAGGAAAAGAAAUUGAGCUGGUUGCUGAAUUUUUGUUGCACUGGCAGUGACCGCAAGACAAAUUUUGUGAUUAUUUAUGAAUAAGAAUUGAAGCAGGAAUCAAUAA
Messenger RNA from Morus notabilis, 1753 nucleotides. RefSeq lists its product as uncharacterized. Bases 29 to 1663 code for a protein of 544 amino acids. The record is from RefSeq and is a predicted model, not a curated record. NCBI's taxonomy places the organism in Eukaryota, Viridiplantae, Streptophyta, Magnoliopsida, Rosales, Moraceae. The transcript is spliced from 18 exons. Gene Ontology annotation, molecular function: protein binding.